CCCACGACACGCUCUCUAAGAUCCGUAAGGUGUGCCGACCAUGCUGGCGAGGUCCUGCCUGCGCUCGACGCGCGCAUUUGCCGGCCUGAGAAAUGGCGCCGUGCAGAUCUCAAAGCGCGCCGCGUCUUCCUCGAGCUCCGGGUCCACCGCCGAAUUGCCGCUCCGGUUGAACAUCGCUGCCGCCGCCUCUACUGCCCUCGCCGCCGGCUCAAUUGCCUGGUACUACCAUCUCUACGGACCUACCGCCGACGCCGCAACGCCAGCCGAGGAAGGGCUGCACCCCACUCACUACCCCUGGGUUCACCAGCAGUGGUUCAAGACCUUUGACCACCAGGCUCUCCGGAGAGGCUUCCAGGUCUACCGGGAGGUCUGCUCCUCUUGCCACUCGCUCAGCAGAGUGCCGUACCGCGCCCUCGUCGGCAGCAUCCUGACGGUGGACGAGGCCAAGGCGCUGGCCGAGGAGAACGAGUACGACAGCGAGCCCAACGAGCAGGGCGAGAUCGAGAAGCGUCCCGGCAAGCUGUCCGACUACCUCCCGGCCCCCUACAAGAACGAUGAGGCGGCCCGCUUCGCCAACAACGGUGCCCUCCCUCCCGACCUCAGCUUGAUGGUCAAGGCCCGUCACGGCGGCUGCGACUACAUCUUCAGCCUCCUGACCGGUUACCCUGAUGAGCCCCCUGCCGGUGCCCAGGUCGGCGCCGGCCUGAAUUUCAACCCGUACUUCCCCGGUACUGGUAUCGCCAUGGCCCGUGUCCUCUACGAUGGCCUGGUCGAGUACGAGGAUGGCACUCCCGCUUCGACCUCGCAGAUGGCCAAGGACGUCACCGAGUUCCUCAACUGGGCCGCCGAGCCCGAGAUGGACGACCGGAAGCGCAUGGGCAUGAAGGUUUUGGUUGUUACAUCGGUUCUGUUCGCCGUGAGCGUCUGGGUCAAGCGGUACAAGUGGGCAUGGCUCAAGUCGAGACAAGUCAAAUAUGACCCGCCCAAGGACACCAGCGCCCCCCGUCGUUACUAAAAUGACAGGACAAGCUAGAACAACAACACAAGCUUGACCUUUCUUUGUAUGUACCAUAUACUGCGAGGCUCCACCACAUUUCUCUAUGUGACGUAGACGAAAAGGAAGGUUCGGGAAGCUUUUCGAGCGACGGGAG
Parathielavia appendiculata is the source of this 1151-nucleotide messenger RNA. RefSeq lists its product as uncharacterized. The record is from RefSeq and is a predicted model, not a curated record. Gene Ontology annotation, biological process: mitochondrial electron transport, ubiquinol to cytochrome c. Bases 41 to 1015 code for a protein of 324 amino acids. Lineage: Eukaryota; Fungi; Ascomycota; Sordariomycetes; Sordariales; Chaetomiaceae. The transcript is spliced from 4 exons. Gene Ontology annotation, molecular function: electron transfer activity; heme binding.